AUGCCCGGCCGCCUGCUGCGGGGCCUGCGGCAGUGGUGGCGCAGCUACCGGUACCGCUUCGUACCUUGGAUCGCGCUGAACAUCAACCACAACCCCAGGACCCGCCGGGACGUCCCGGGGAAGCGCGAAGACAAAGUGCUCGCGGACGCCGAGGUCCUGGCGGCGCUGCUGCGCGUCUUCCGGGCGCUGCUCGCCCACGACCUGCCCCGCCAGCGGGAGGUGCUGGCGGCGCUCCCGGAACCGGUCCGGUCCGCGUACCGACACCUGCUGCCGGCCCCGCCGCACGCCCGGAGCCCGGAAGACGUUCUCCUCCAGACGCUGGGCUUCAGCGUCGCCCGCGCCGCCAGCUCGCUGGUGUCCGCCGGAAGGGGCGUCUUCGUCACCAGGGGGCUGGCACCCAGGGGCGCCGUGGUCUCCAUGUACCCCGGUACAGUAUAUCAGAAAUAUGAGCCAGUCUUUUUCCAGUCGAUUGGAAAUCCAUUUAUUUUUAGAUGCUUGGAUGGCGUACUCAUUGAUGGAAAUGACAAGGGAAUAUCGAAAGUCGUGUACAGAUCUUGCAGUGGAAGGGACCGACUGGGCCCUUUAAGAAUGAGUGACAGCACUUGGCUGACAUCGGAAAUUCAGAACCCUCUGGCGGUAGGCCAGUAUGUCAACAACUGUUCCAAUGACAGACCAGCCAACGUCUGCUAUCAGGAGUUCGACGUGCCCCCGAGUUUCCCUGUGGAACUGAAGCAGUACCUCCCCAACACCACCUACAGCUGCGCCCAGCAAAGGCCCCUGCGCUGUGUUGUCCUCAUUGCUCUCAGGGAUGUCAGCCAAGGAGAAGAGCUUCUCUCCAACUACUACACCAUUGUCCGCUGA
Pipistrellus nathusii (Nathusius's pipistrelle) is the source of this 861-nucleotide messenger RNA. The record is from the annotation of a GenBank genome assembly. Lineage: Eukaryota; Metazoa; Chordata; Mammalia; Chiroptera; Vespertilionidae.